CCUCCCCGCCGCUCGCCGGUGAGUAUAAGCGCACUCUCAUGUCACCAGUCUUGUCGAGCCAGUUUCAGCAGGUUUUUGGCUAUAAGCCUCCACCUUGCCACCGAGGUAUGUACUCGUCCAUGUGUUCACUUGGUCAGGGCGGGUCAACAAUGACCGGGCGAGGACGUCUGAACGAGUGUCGAACUCUCCGAUGCUUGGACACACGUUUGGCUUGGAUGAUUUCUACGAUUGGACCCCGACCGGAGUGACGAACUUCAUCAUGCUCGCAGGUUCCUCGACCGAAAUCACUGAGUUCGACGGCUGGAUGAUGCGCAACUGGUGGUAUGAACUCUCCCGCAACAGAGGUUGGCAGUCGAGCAGUCGGUCUUGCAGCAGCAGCCCGUCGACGACUACUUCUCCGGUUCCUGCUGCUACCUCAUCGGCACCUCAUUUCAGCGGUGAAAAAAGCUCUGAAGAUUUGAAUGGAUGUACUGGGGCGUUGUAUCCCGACGUUCCCAUGCCAGGUGAUGUGCCAAGGACGUCGUCGAGACCAGAUUUGCUUUCGGGCAACAACUUGCCGAGACCAAAGUCGCUUAGAUAGCACCAGGCGGGCAUUGGGUCCAUGUCCAGUGCCCACUCCAUAUGGUCGGCGGCCACGUCGCUCUCUUCGUCUAUUUCAAGUAUCAAGGACAUGGUCAGUUCGGCAACCAGUCCAAAGCAGUCGUGUGGCAUCUCAUUAGCGGUAGCUGGCCUAUCCAAAGUCCCCCUCAGUGCU
This is a messenger RNA of Parathielavia appendiculata, 754 nucleotides long. RefSeq lists its product as uncharacterized. Bases 191 to 580 code for a protein of 129 amino acids. NCBI's taxonomy places the organism in Eukaryota, Fungi, Ascomycota, Sordariomycetes, Sordariales, Chaetomiaceae. The transcript is spliced from 4 exons. The record is from RefSeq and is a predicted model, not a curated record.